Molecule: messenger RNA, 1733 nt
Organism: Asparagus officinalis (garden asparagus)
Lineage: Eukaryota; Viridiplantae; Streptophyta; Magnoliopsida; Asparagales; Asparagaceae
Product: probable serine/threonine-protein kinase At1g01540
Exons: 7
Coding region: 128-1537 (469 amino acids)
Biological process (GO): protein phosphorylation
Molecular function (GO): protein kinase activity; ATP binding
Source: RefSeq, a predicted model, not a curated record
CAACGUCGCGAAAACCAGCUGUCACUCUCUCACCCCUCAUUUAUUCCUUCGUCGACCCCCUCUCUGUAAAAAGAAAAAAGAAAAAAGGGCACCAACCUUCACUCUCUGGAUCUCCAAAAUCUCAGCAAUGUCCAUCUGGAGCAGCUCCUUCAUCAACACUGAGCUCUCCAAGCGCACCUCCAUCUUCGGCCUCCGCCUCUACGUCGUCAUCGGCAUCGUCACCGGCGCCUUCAUCGUCCUUCUCCUAUUCCUCCUGUCCCUCUGCCUCACUGCCCGCCGGAAAUCCAAACCUAGCCCUAACCCUAAUCCUAAAGCAGUCAAACAUCGACAUCAGAAGCAAAAUCAUCAACCGCCGGUUUUCCAAACCCUAACCCCUCCUCUCUCCAAAGAGAUCCUCGAGAUCGAUCCGAGUCAGAAGCAGAUUGAAUUGGAGAACGUUGUUCAGAUCGACGUCGAGAGGGGGGAGAAUAGAGUGGAGAGGAGUGGGGGCCCACCGCAGGUUUCGCAUUUGGGGUGGGGCCACUGGUACACGUUAAGGGAGCUGGAGGAGGCGACAGGGGGAUUAGCGGAGGAGAAUGUGAUCGGAGAGGGUGGGUAUGGGAUUGUUUAUAGAGGGGUGUUGGCUGAUAGGACUAUGGUUGCUAUCAAGAAUUUGCUCAAUAACAGGGGCCAAGCAGAAAAGGAGUUCAAGGUAGAAGUGGAAGCGAUUGGGAGAGUCCGACAUAAGCAUCUGGUCAGAUUGCUUGGCUACUGCGUUGAGGGUGAAUAUAGGAUGCUUGUUUAUGAAUAUGUUGACAAUGGUAAUCUAGAACAGUGGCUCCAUGGGGAUGUUGGGGAUGUCAGUCCACUAACAUGGGAAAUUAGGAUGAACAUUAUUCUUGGAACGGCAAAAGGCUUAGCAUAUCUUCAUGAGGGGCUUGAACCAAAGGUUGUGCAUCGAGAUGUUAAAGCAAGCAAUAUAUUACUUGAUCGGCAGUGGUAUCCCAAGAUUUCUGACUUUGGGCUUGCCAAACACUUGGGUUCUGAGAGGACAUAUGUGACAACUCGUGUUAUGGGGACAUUUGGCUAUGUAGCACCUGAGUAUGCUAGCACUGGUAUGUUAAAUGAAAGAAGUGAUGUCUACAGUUUUGGUAUACUCAUCAUGGAGAUAAUAUCAGGGAGAACUCCAGUGGAUUACAGACGGCCGCCUGCAGAGGUACACUUGGUAGAAUGGCUAAAAACCAUGGUCGGAGAAAGGAAAGCUGAGGAAGUAGUAGAUCCUAAAAUGCCCAUUAAGCCUUCCUCCAAGGUUCUUAAGCGAGCUCUUCUUGUUGCCCUUCGAUGUGUGGAUCCUGAUUCUCAUAAGCGACCUAAAAUGGGAAAUGUUAUCCACAUGCUUGAAAUGGAUGACUUGCUAUUCCGUGAUGAUCAUAAAGUGGGUCAGCAAGCGUCAAGUUCUCACCGAAGUUACUUGAAUAACAAGCAUUUGUUGGCUAGAUACGAAAAUAGUGAAGAUGGAGGCUUCCACAGAAGUGACACUUCGUCAAAUCGGAGAUAAAUCAUCCAAAUAACAUCUGAUUGUUGGAGUUUGUAAGCAUUUUUAGAUAUUUACUCCAUCUCGACCUUUAUUUUUAUUUAAAUUUUAGAUAGUGUUAUCCUUUCAAUGUAUUCUUACCUUUCCCAAAUCAAUUUUUAUUUGUAUAUUCAUUAUUUAUUUCAAACAAUAUUGACGAUCAAAUUACAUGUACAUUGGU